Molecule: messenger RNA, 1406 nt
Organism: Suillus clintonianus
Lineage: Eukaryota; Fungi; Basidiomycota; Agaricomycetes; Boletales; Suillaceae
Product: tryptophan synthase beta subunit-like PLP-dependent enzyme
Exons: 9
Coding region: 146-1276 (376 amino acids)
Cellular component (GO): cytoplasm
Molecular function (GO): cystathionine beta-synthase activity; cysteine synthase activity
Source: RefSeq, a predicted model, not a curated record
GCUAUAGGGAAUACAUAGAUCCGAACCGGCUCGCUUCCGAGAUGGAACGACUUUCGGGAGGGUACAUAUGCCGUCACAGUCAGCCGUUUAGCCAAUACAGCCCCAUCUUUAUCUUUCACCACCAUCAUCACCACCCACCAUUAUCAUGGAAUUUACUCCAAGACGUAUACUAGAUAAUGCGCUCGACGCUGUAGGCAACACGCCUCUCAUCCGGCUCGACAAGAUUGCUGCAGAAGAAGGCCUCAAGUGUAAUCUCCUGGGUAAAUUGGAGUUCGUGUCUGCAGGCGGGUCCGUCAAGGACAGAAUCGCGAAAGCGAUGGUUCUCGCCGCAGAGAAGGAGGGCAAACUUAUUCCCGGCAAGAGCGUCGUCAUUGAGCCCACGUCCGGCAACACCGGAAUCGGACUUGCGAUGGCGUGUGCUAUCAAGGGAUACUCUGUCGUGAUAACCAUGCCUAAGAAAAUGUCGCUUGAGAAAGAGGCAUUGUUACGUGCGCUUGGUGCACAGGUUAUCCGUACGCCUGAUGAGGAGCCUUGGGAUUCGCCCAGGAGCCAUAUAGGUGUGGCAUGCAAGCUUCAGCGAGAGAUCGAGCAUGGGAUUAUAUUGGAUCAGUAUCGUAAUGAGAACAACCCACUUGCUCAUGAGUAUACUACUGGACCAGAGAUCAUCGCUUCAGUAGUCUCAACGCCGUCGACGUCCUCGAGACCUUCAUCAAUGAAGGUGGACGCAUUCGUUGCUGGCGCUGGCACUGGUGGUACCAUCACAGGCGUCUCGCGUGCGCUCAAGAAGACACAUAACGCAGACUGCACCGUCGUCGGUGUCGACCCAAUCGGGAGCAUUCUUGCUGUCCCGGACAAUCUGAACUCAAGUGGGGAAGGAAGCCCAUACGUGGUCGAGGGUAUAGGCUACGAUUUCAUCCCUGAUGUUCUGUCUCGGGAUGUCGCGGACGUGAACCAUUGGGUGAAGACGGCUGAUGAGGAUGCGUUCAAGGCUGUACAGGCUCUCAUGAGGAAAGAGGGCUUGCUCGUUGGUGGUAGCAGCGGAAGUGCCCUUAGCGGAGCAUUGACCUGGCUCAAGUCAGACCAGGGGCGAAGAGUCGCUGAGACAGAGGGAUUGAAUGUUGUCGUUCUGCUUCCGGACGGCAUUCGGAAUUACAUGAGCAAGGAGUGGUUCUUGAAGAAUGCAUUCCACACAGAACAUUCAGACUUGGCAACCCGAAUUGCGGGCAUCCUGGCUCAGGAGGAGAUAGUUCCUAUUCAGCAAGCUAGUCUCCUCUAGUGCGGCCGCGCACUUGUUCUUUGACCGGAGUUUUCGGCGGAUCGGGUUUUUUUUCAGCCACUUUUUACUUUAAUCAUUCACAAUAAGCGCAUAGUCUUGAUGAAUCACAGUACUGCCUUUUGCACAACUU